CACAGCCUCCACAGCAGAAAUGGAUUCAGACAGAAAGGUUAUCAGGUGCAAGGCGGCGGUUUCAUGGGGUCCAAGAACACCUAUGGUGAUGGAGGAGAUCGAGGUCGCCGCGCCUCAGGCUGGAGAAGUCCGUAUCAAGAUUGUAGCGACCGGUGUCUGCAGGACAGACCUCUACUAUCUGGCCGAGAAUGAUUCUGGAAACACGUACCCGAUUGUUCUCGGCCAUGAGGCGUCUGGGAUCGUGGAGAGUGUCGGUCCAGGGGUCACUAAAUUGAAGCCUGGAGACAAGGUCAUUCCCUUGCUGGUGUCCCAGUGUCGAGAAUGCCGCUUCUGUAAAAGCCCAAAAACAAAUAUUUGUGAGAAGUCAUGGGACCUGAAUCCAAAGAGGAAGAGAGACUCAAGGUUUUUCUGUAGGGGAAAACCUCUGAAGCAGUUCAUGGGACUUGGAACGUUCUCUGAGUACACAGUAGUCAAUGAGAUCGCUGUGGCAAAGAUCGACCAAGCUGCUCCUCUGGAAAAAGUUUGUCUGAUCGGAUGCUGCAUCUGCACAGGAUUUGGUGCCGCAGUAAAUAAUGCCAAGGUGGAGCCCGGCUCGACUUGUGCCGUGUUUGGACUCGGAGCGGUGGGUUUGGCUGCUAUUAUGGGCUGCAAGGCUGCUGGAGCCAAGAGAAUCAUCGCGGUAGACAUCAACCCGGAGAAGUUUGAGACAGCCAAGAAGUUAGGAGCCACUGACUUUGUGAAUCCGAAUGAUCACAAAAAACCCAUCUACAGAGUGAUCGCUGAGAUGACCAACGGGGGCGUGGACUACUCCCUGGAGUGUGUUGGGAAUGUGGAGCUCAUGAACAGUGCGUUGAAGUCCUGUAUGCCUGGGUGGGGUGUGAGCGUGAUCGUUGGCUGGACAGAGAAGCCAAUGAUCAAACCUCUGCCGAUGGAUCUCAUCUCUGGAAGAACAUGGAAGGGCUCCAUGUUUGGAGGCUUCAAGGGCGAGGACGGUGUGAGUCAGAUGGUGGACGCCUACAUGAACAAGAAGGUGAAGCUGGAUGAGCUCAUCACACACAACAUGACGUUGGCAGAGAUCAACCAGGCUAUAGAACUGUUAAAGCAGGGUAAAAGCAUCCGGACCGUGCUGAAUAUGUCAGCACUGUGAAGUUUCACAAACAACCAGAAGAAUGCAUGUCAUAAAACGUCCCUUAUGUUAAAUAAGCUGGCGACGCAUGCUGCUGUUCAAGACAGCAGGGAUUCAAAAGGGUUAAAAGAGGACACAAUAAACUGAAUUUGU
Synchiropus splendidus (mandarinfish) is the source of this 1279-nucleotide messenger RNA. Its product is annotated as alcohol dehydrogenase 1-like. The transcript has 9 exons. Gene Ontology annotation, cellular component: cytosol. The record is from RefSeq and is a predicted model, not a curated record. Gene Ontology annotation, molecular function: S-(hydroxymethyl)glutathione dehydrogenase [NAD(P)+] activity; zinc ion binding. Lineage: Eukaryota; Metazoa; Chordata; Actinopteri; Syngnathiformes; Callionymidae. Gene Ontology annotation, biological process: formaldehyde catabolic process. The coding region runs from base 20 to 1147 and encodes 375 amino acids.